AUGUGUACAAUAUUUGAGUUGGAUGAAUGUUCCCGUGCUGGUUAUAAAGUAAGAGACGAUGAAAUAAUUAAUUCAGAUACAACUCUCGAUGGAAUAUUCGAUUUAACCUUUUUAUUGGGUGGAAGUUCCUAUAAGUGUUCUGAGAAUCAAUGUGAAACAGAUGACGUCGACAAGUCUAUAGAAUUUCUUAUGGAUAUUUUCAAUAAACGAAAAUCAUUGAAAAAAAGAGGUAUAACGUUACCGAAAAACUUUGUUACUUGUCUUGAAAUUGGAUUCAAAAAAUUAUCGAAAUCGAUAGAAAUUCAUCAACGACAGAAUGUUCAAAUGAUUCUGUCAGGUAUGUGUUUGAACAAUUGCAUAAAAUACAUGUGUUUUUUUAGGUUUGAAGAUUUUGAUAUAUCAACUUCGCAGGGAUAGAUCAAAGUUGAUUCGAUGGUAUUCGAAUAUUGAGAUAAAAACAGACGAGAGCAUUGAGCCUUCAAAAGAGCAAAAUAAAGGUGGAGUCUCUUGUAAAUAACAAUCGAUUUAUUUGAAUUAAAAUGUUAUAGAUCAACUCAGCGAAGAGAGCGAUACGUUGGGACAAGUGCAUUUGGAUGACCAAUCUGAGAAGAAACAUAUGAAUUCGGUACCGGAAAAGAAUUCCAAAAAGCGACUCCGGGAAUCUUCGCAAUCUGAUUCUGAGUUGAAAAAGAAUCGUGCAAAAAAUUCGCAAUCAAGAAAUAUAAAUAAGGAUCUAGUGCAUUUCAAGGUAUGAUUCCAAAAUUAAUUCAAAAUGAAGCUUUGUAUUCAAAUUUCUAGAUUGGAUGUUAUGAUCGAACUUAUGAUGAUCUUCAGAAGAUUAUGAAAUCUGAUGAUGUGGAAUAUCUGAUCGAAUAUAUUGAAAAUACUUGGGGAAUGGAACCCGAAUAUUAUACACCUCUCAAAUAUAUUGAUGAUUAUCCCAAUCAUCCAUGGUGGGAAUAUGAACGUGAAGAAAGAAGAAUGGAAAAGGAGAAGGAUAUAGUAGAGAUAAAACUCACAGAAGAAACGAAUGAGGUUUAA
Molecule: messenger RNA, 1041 nt
Organism: Caenorhabditis angaria
Lineage: Eukaryota; Metazoa; Nematoda; Chromadorea; Rhabditida; Rhabditidae
Source: the annotation of a GenBank genome assembly